Scophthalmus maximus (turbot) is the source of this 1345-nucleotide messenger RNA. RefSeq names its product intraflagellar transport protein 43 homolog A (gene ift43). Gene Ontology annotation, biological process: intraciliary retrograde transport. The coding region runs from base 640 to 1146 and encodes 168 amino acids. Gene Ontology annotation, cellular component: cilium; intraciliary transport particle A. NCBI's taxonomy places the organism in Eukaryota, Metazoa, Chordata, Actinopteri, Pleuronectiformes, Scophthalmidae. The transcript is spliced from 9 exons. The record is from RefSeq and is a predicted model, not a curated record.
AAGAGACACGGGCGGGGGGUCAACGUUGGCUUCGUGUUGCUGUGCGUGGAGCUGAGACCUCAGCGUUAACGGCGCAGCGAGGCUAGUGCUAGCCACUUAGCUAUCAAUGUUAGCCAGGGCCAGGGAGUGUGGUGGCUGUUUAAGAUGCCAGCAAAGAGUGUGUUAGGUGUUAUUUCUUUGAAGCGUUUGCACAACAGUAGCAGGAAGGUUAGUCCCUGACUCUGCGUCACGACGUGUAUUACUCGCUAAGUGGAUGUAAAUGCUAACGUUAGCCACGUUAACUGCUGUUAGCUCUGGUAGUAGCAACUUCCCGACAUGCACAGCGCUGUGUUUUUGGUGACGUCAUGUGGUCCGUGUGGAUUUCCAAUCCAGCAGGUUCCACCUAAAAAGAGAUGAAUGAAAGUCUGUCAAUCAGAACUGGAGUGCUUCACAUCUUUAGAUGUUAAUUGGUUGUUGUAUUUUCGGUAGCGGCUGCAACAUGCCUGCACCAAACAUGUACACACACACACACACACACACACACACACCGUCUAUUUUUUGUUGCAAAGUCUGGACGAAGGGCUCGCCUUGCUGCAGAUCAAUCUUCCUUUGAGGAUUCUCGCCACCAGAGGAAGUCGUCCACCACUGCUUCAAUGGGAGAUGCACCCCCUCCUAAACCGGCCCGUCGGCAGGGUGGCUGGGCAGAAGAAAGCUCUGGGUCUGGAUCUGCCAAAUCUUCAAGAAGACCUGCAGCUGAGGAUGUGGAAGACCGGCGCCUGCAACCACAAACUCCCCAGGGAUCAGAUGAUGAAGGAGAUGUGGUCUCUUCUUUUGUGUUUUUUAGAUAUCCCAGUGAUUCCAGACCUUGACGAAGUUCAGGAAGAAGAUCUCACCAUGCAAAUUGCAGCUCCACCAAGCAUUCAGGUGAACCGGGUAAUGACCUACAGAGAUCUGGACAAUGAUCUGAAGUAUUACUCUGCCUUUCAGACCUUAGACGGAGAGAUUGACCUGAAGCUCCUCACCAAGGUUUUAGCACCAGAGCAGGAGGUGAAGGAGGAUGAUGUGAGCUGGGACUGGGAUCAUCUGUUUACAGAGGUGUCCUCAGAGCUCCUGAUGGAAUGGGAUCAAGGAGAGAAUGAGGAGCCGGCUGCAUUGCCCGUAACAUGAGGAGGAGGAGGAGGUUUGGACUGAGACUUUGAAUGGCUCCAGUGGGAACUGGGUGAAUGUCCAUUACACAGAAGGGCCAGUGACUUUGGUUAUAUUAACUUUAAUUACUGUUUGUUAUCCAUCGAUUUAUAUUCUGUAAAGUGUAUAUACAACAUCCCUUGUAUUUUCUAAAUAAAGUUCACUGUGUAGUGUUUUCUGA